Sardina pilchardus (European sardine) is the source of this 3231-nucleotide messenger RNA. It is a transcript of the gene pla1a, whose product is annotated as phospholipase A1 member A. Gene Ontology annotation, biological process: triglyceride catabolic process; fatty acid biosynthetic process. The transcript is spliced from 11 exons. Lineage: Eukaryota; Metazoa; Chordata; Actinopteri; Clupeiformes; Clupeidae. The record is from RefSeq and is a predicted model, not a curated record. Gene Ontology annotation, molecular function: lipoprotein lipase activity. The coding region runs from base 506 to 1903 and encodes 465 amino acids.
GCCAGUGAGCGCACAAGCAGCCAGCUGCAUCAAGCAAAAUGGCGCUCGCCUGUCUGUAGCUGUUUCCUAGCCACCACAGGGUCUGUCUCCGGGGAAUGGGAUGGAUAUGUGACUGUCUGACUGUCUCCUAAGGGUGGAUAUGUGAAGUUUUUUUCUUCUUCUUUUCACCAGAGGAAAGAGAUGUUUUGUUAGGAGAUGUUUUGAGUGAGAUCUGUAGACCAUACCUACCUUCAUGUGGAUGUUGCUUUCACUUGCAGUGCCAGGGAUUGUGUAAUUUUCUACUGCUUCCACUGACUGCAAAAUCCAACGCUAAGGAGAUUUUCUUUAGAGUGUUUCAGCCAUUUUUUCUUGUUUUCCAAGAAGAGGACAGGAGGUGACAUUUGCUGACUUCUGGACUAUUACAUUUUUAUGGGGAAAGGAAUGCCUCCAAAGACUAAUAUUUGUUAAUUCAACAUUUCUGUUAUUCAGUCUAAAGUAUUUUAAUCAGUUUUAUUUCUUUCUGAGAAUGGCCUGGGAACACAACACAUCUACAGCUUUUAUUGGAUUCCUGUUGGUCUGUGUCCUCUCGGUGAAUGCAGGUGGCACUGAAGCACCCAAACUUGAAUGUGACGACCUAAACAACACCACCUGGCUGGAUUACAGGCAGGGGAAUUUGCAGGUGCAGUACCUGCUGCUCACGCGCAACAACACCGACUGCGCCAGCCUGUUUACGCUCGACUCGCUGAAUGAAACGCACUCCACCACAAGCUUCAACACCUCCCUCCCCACCAAAGUCAUCAUUCAUGGGUUCAGGGCCCUGGGCAGUAAGCCAUCCUGGGUGAGUUCCCUGGCGCAGGCCUUGCUCAGGGUUGAGGAUGCGAAUGUUCUGGUGGUGGACUGGAUUGACAGCGCGUCCUUUGCCUACAACCGGGUCGUGGAGAGCUACAAGGAUGUUGCCAUCGAGAUCUCAGUUCUGAUCAACCAUCUCAAAAACCACGGGAGCACGCUGGAGUCCUUCCACUUCAUCGGCGUGAGUCUUGGAGCCCACGUGGCAGGAUUUGUAGGAACGCUGUUUGAUGGAAAACUGGGGAGAAUUACAGGUCUGGACCCAGCUGGGCCUCUGUUUAAAGGGAAGGAUGUGUACGACCGACUAGACCCCUCAGAUGCCCUGUUUGUUGAAGCCAUCCACACAGACUCGGACUAUUUCGGAAUCUCCAUCCCAGUUGGGCAUGUUGACUUCUUCCUAAAUGGGGGUAUGGACCAGACAGGAUGUGCUCGCUCAAGGUUCAAAUCAAUUCUUAUUUAUUUCCCAGUGUAUGGCUAUGUGAUCUGUGACCACAUGAGGGCGCUACAUGUCUACAUCAGCGCACUGAAUGGCUCAUGCGCCCUCGUGGGCUUCCCCUGCUCCACUUAUGACAACUUCCUACUAGGAAACUGCUUUGAUUGCCAGAGCACUUUUGGCGGGACCUGUCCACGAAUUGGCUUGCAGGAGAACAGUGGACUGACCGUACACCCUCUCCCCAAUCAGCAGAAGGUCUAUCUCCUGACCACCUCUUCUCCUCCAUUCUGUGCGCAUCACAUCCUGGUGGAGGUGGAGGUGUCUCCGCUGAGCAAAAGUGCCGAGCUGCAGGUGGCCCUGAGGACCGUCGGAGGACCUGAGACGAUAAACUCCUUCAAGCUCCACACUAAGGAGAAUGCGUACAGGCGUUUGUUUGGCCACCCGGAGGUCCUGUGCCGAGUGGACUCCAUCAUGCUGAAGAGCACGGGCGCACGCUUCAUCAGACAGGGGGACAUGCACGUGGUGUCUGUGUGCAUCUCCGAGUUCCCCUUCAAAAGGGACAGAAAACCACUGUGUGUAACGAACAUCAACUUGGACAGAUUUGUGUCAUGGACGCAUGAGUUUGUACAAGUGUGUGAGAGUUAGUGAGCCACAAAGACACCUCACACAGUAGUGUUAGAAACACCCAAUGACAGACUCACAUAGACACACACAUUAUUCAUAAGAAUAUAUACACGCACAGAGUAGUGGUAUAAACACUAAAAUGCACACUCACUCAGGAACACACACACACACACUCAAACACACUCACACAUACAAACACUUGCUGGAGCGUUUGCAACUCACAAACUCGGGUAUUAUUCACUGAUCAUUGCCUUAACACUGGGAAUUUAAAAAAAAGUCUUUGUCUGCAAAUAGCACCCGGCAUUGCUUUGAACUUCGCCAAUUUACAAGGAAAAGCUGGGUCAUACGCUACAUGCACUCAUUAUGCAAUCCUCAAAGCAGAGCUACAAAGAGGAAAACACACUCACCCACAUACACAGAGGCACACACACACACACACACACACACACACACACACACACACAUAAACAGAGAGACAGAGAGACAGACUCUCUCUGUGACAGGGUGUUCCGAGUUUUGCCCACAAGAUUUCAUUUCUCCUCACAGACAAGGAGCUGCCAUUGAUGUCAUUCAUUUUUACAACAAAUUAGGGUAGCAUGCCACUAAUGCUAACUCAACCAAAUCCUCUUCUUCUGCUUCAGCAUACAGUAUAUUUCAAUGUGCAUUUUUUUUUAGAGAUUCCAUCAUGCUUUGUUAUUAUGUAUUCAUCAUCGUUGGAAGUGGACAAUGAAGAGCAUGACAAAACAGUUUGGUCAUUUCUGUAAAUGUUUUAAUAUUUGAAUGCAGAAGGCUUGAUGUUGGAGGCUCAGAAUUUGUAUCUUUAAAAAGAGCUUCAUUGAGACAUCGGUUUGGCCCCAAGGGGAAAAAAUACAUUUUUACAUCGUCUCCAUAAUAGACAGAACUGUCAUUUUGGAAGAAGAAAAACAAAAAAAACACACUUUUCCACAUUUAGUCAUAAACUCUGCAUUUUACGUGCUACGUUAUGAUGUCUGUUGUUCAGACUAUUUGAACAUCCUGAAUUGCCAACAGGCAUUAACUGUCACAUUCGGAAUUGUGGAAGUCCAGACCGUAGCAAAAACAUGUGUUUACUUAGUGGUUCACAGUCCUUUAAUUCUAUCAUUUGUUUAGACACAACUUACAUCAAGCAAACCCUUCCCAUUCCCUAUGUCAUUCAAGCAUAAAACGUGUGAACUUUGUAAUGUGGAAUCAUCAUAUGCAUAUUAACACAACAUCUAAAGACAAAAGAGAAAACUCAACAAACAAAAUGUCUAAGUGACAUGAGAAAGACAGAGUGAAAGUAUGUGUCUGUGUCUUUUAAUUGUCAUCAUCAGAAUAAAUCCUGUACCGUG